GACUAUAUCGUCGGCAAACCGAAGGUGAGUGAUGUACUCGCCAUUGAUGUUGAUACCUUAUCCUUUCCAGUCCAGAAGCUUGAAAACAUCUUCCAAUGCAGCGGUAAAGAGUUUCGGGGAUAUGACGUCACCCUGUCUUACACCUCUCUGCAAUUGGAUAGUUUUCGUACACUGGUUCUGUACUCGGAUAGCCACCGUAGCCCUAUUGUACAAGCACUUCAACACUUCGAUAUACCGACAGUCAACUUGGCAUCGCUAAAGGGACUGCAGCACCGCCCAAAUUUUGACGGAAUCAAAGGCUUUCUCGUAGUCCACAUACGCCAGACAUAGUGGCAAAUUGUACUCCUCAGCCUUCUGUACAACUAGCCGAAGGGUAUGUAUGUGGUCUAUGGUGCUAAAGCCUUUUCGGAAACCGGCUUGUUCGGGAGGCUGGAAGUCGUCAAGUCUGCGCGCGAGACGAUUCGUAAUGACUCUCGAAAUCAGCACGUAGACGCGGCUCAGAAGGGAAAUGGGUCUGUAGUUCUUCAAGAGAGCGUUGUCACCUUUCUUGAAGAACAAGACCACCGCACUUCUGCUCCACGCCUCCGGUGUAAUGCCACCAUGGAGGACGGAAUUAAAGAGCUUCUGAAGGACUUCAAGUACCGGUUUUCCACCCGCUUUCAGAAGCUCCGCUGUAAUUCCAUCCUCGCCUCGGGCCUUGCCGUUUUUAAGGUGCUGGAGAGCCAUUCUAAUCUCGCUCAGACUGACGUCCGGGAUAUCAUCGGAAUAAUGUCGGAUAAGACUCGCUUUUGGAUCGUUACUCACACUUGCGUGCGGCUCCAACGAUGACGUGUACAGCUGCCCAUAGAACCUCUCAAUUUCACUCAAAAUCUCAGGUGCCCCGGAAACGAUGCUGCCACAUUCGGUCUUCAGCUUUGACAGUUGGCUCUUUCUGGCAGACAGAUCUCUGGCAAAGGCUUUGGAGCCUUGGUUCCGCUCGAUCGCUUCUUCAAUACGAGCUGUAUUGAAGUUGCGUAAGUCCCGCCGCAUGCAGAUCUGUCUGUUCAGUUGCCUGUAUGCUGUCAAAUCUGUUGAAGAAUGUAGCUUUAUCUCCCGUCUAACAGCCAUGAGAUUAAGAGUGUGAUCGGAGAGUUUUUGUGUUCUUUUGCGGCGAGUCUUGUAAAACUUAGCUCUGACCGCAUGGACAGUUUCCACGAGCUUGUUAUUCAAAUCGUCUACUUCAUUGCAGUCUUCUAGGCACUGAAAACGGUUUUGUAACUCGAGCUGAAAGGUGUCAGGACUUUGGAACAGAGCACGAGGGGGACGGAGCAUUGACUUCAUUAGACGAGACCUCUCCAACUUAACGUUUAGGUUCAGUGUGCCUCUAACCAUUCGGUGAUCGCUGCCGGUUUUCACCCUCGCGAUCACUUAGACAUCACUGAACAGUUGUCGUCUGGUCGUCAUAAUGAAGUCAAUCUCAUUUUUUGUCGAACCGUCGGGGCUCGACCAGGUCCACUUCCUGUGGGGCCGCUUCUGGAAGAAAGAGUUCAUCAUAAAGAGUCCCUGUUUCUCCAUGAAGUCGGCCAGCUGCUGGCCUCUUGGGUUCCGUUGCCCUAUUCCAAAUUUCCCCACUUUCAGCGCACCGUUCUCUCUUGUGCCUAGUUUUGCAUUGAAGUCUCCCAUUAACACCGUAUAUUGGGUUUUGGAGGAAUGCAUGGCUCUAGAGAUAUCCUCAUACAUUUCCUCCACCUCCUGAUCGGGGUGUGCCGAGGUUGGUGCGUAAACCUGUAUGACCUUCAGCGAAUACCGUUUGGUGAUUCUGAGUAUAAGGUACGCAACCCUUGUCGACACACUCUCAAUCUUUACAACGUUGUUAACGAGAGACUUUUGGACGAUAAAUCCGACACCUCCUUGGGACAGAUGGUCGCCCUCCCGGUAAUAGAGCAAGUUGCCGGAUUCGAGGAUUACCGUGUCCUCCCCCUCUCUUCGGACUUCGGAUAAUCCUAUAAUAUGCCAGCGUAACUUGUCCAUCUCUUCUUCCAGCUCCACAAUCUUCUCGUCAGCCCUCAGGGUGCGUGCGUUGUAUGUUGCCAGGUCGAGUCAUCGUAGGUGGCAACCGAACCUCCACCGGAGAUUCUUAGCACCCCCUGCCCCGCCGUUACCAUGGUCGCCACCGUAGCCAGGAAUAGCGGGGCCGCCGGGGAAUGGGGGCGGUCUCUUCGUAACUUUCAUCAUGGGGGGUAUAUUGCCAUAGUUGCCACGCUUGGCGAGCGGGUUGGCAACCGCAGUUUUUUAUUGUAUUUUUGCCGUUACCAGGAAGAUACUGCUGCCCAUCUCCUGCCUGUAUCCCUUUGUCGCCUUUUACGACACCUACGGGAAGAUAUGGGGUAGUGGAUAUUCUUAACCGCCAUUACACGGCAAAACCACAAAAAGGUUAAAACUAAUUUAAACUAAAUUUACAAAUAUAAUAUUUCUUUUAAAAACACCCGUCAUCCCGCCUAUUUACUAAAAUAAUCAUAUAUAAUAGAAAAUUAACAUCUAAAGGAAGAAAAAUACUUAACCUUCUUUUGUAAGUUUCGUAAUCGGAUAAAAAUAGCCUAUAGGUUGCCCCGGGGUACUAACUACCUACAUAUAAAAUUUUAUGGAAAUUGGUCCAGUAGUUUUUGCGUGAAUCGGUAAUACACAGAGAGACAGACAGACAGACAAAAAUUCUAAAAAUCACUAAUUUAGCUUCAGCACACUUUAUUUAGUAAUAUGGACUUGUUUUUUCAAAAAUAUGUUACAAUAACAGACAUUGCUUUUCUACAGAUUUAUUAUAUGUAUAGAUAUGUAUAGAUUCUGCCUCCUUUACACAUACAUUAUACUUAUCAAAGUAAGCAGUUCCUGUAUAUAUUAUAUGUAAUUGCUUUAUCGAAAACGGCUCAAACUAUUUGGAUAAAAUCACAGAGAUUGGAUUGAGCGUUAGCUUUACAAAAGUGUCCACUCUCUAGAAAGAGACAAAACGACUGUGACAGCCUAGUGUGACCAAAGACGUAUUAAAAAGAUAGACAAGUUACACACUAACAUUAUUGUAUUUUAAAGUGGCGCAGGUAGUACUAUGUCUACGUACAGUUAUUUAUUAUGACACGUUGCGCUAACAAAAAGUGAAAAAUGAUACGGCAUACCUAUCGUUAGAAAAAGAUGAAUAUACAUCAUUAGUUGCGUAUUGAUUGCUGCUGAGCGCUCAUUGGCGCGAGCGCGUGACAUACCGAUAUGGAAAUGAACACACUAACACUUUGUUCAUAAUUGGUUUUACUAUUUCAAUAGUAAAACCAAUUAUGAACAAAACAUCUAUAUUCAAAAUAUUAAUGAGACGUUUUUCAACAGUUGCCGUGUAAUUUGUGCACCACCUAAAAACACAGAAAGGCAUUUUUACCACGAAUAACUAGAAGAUUUACGCGCUGUAUCGCAGGUGUAGCUGCGACGCGAGAGCGUGCUCGACUGAAUGCGAAUCGGGCAAUUACCUGACUUUCGUAUUGCCAUUUUAGAGCGAGUAUGACGUAUCUAUAAUGUUGACAGCCUUGCAGCAAAUAGGUAUGUUAGUACAAAAAGGCAGAGUUUUAUUCCGACCACUGGCCGUCAAACUAAUUUUAAUAAAAUCAGUAUCAACUCAAAGUUUCAGGUCACUAAAUUUUCUUUUUUUUUUCACAGAGUACUAGCGUAGAAUUGCAGCAUAAUCACAAUGCUGCUCUGUUUUGUAUUGUGAGUGUAGAGAACCAUCUUAGCACUCUACGUUGACAACGCUUUUAAAAAUUGAUUAUAGAUUUCAGCGACAGCAUCGACUUACCUAUACCUAUUUUUAUCAUAUUAGUACUUAGUUUAAAAUAUUGAGACUUUGUGCACUUGUCAGUGACAGACCUAAUAAACGUUAAAUUAUAUUUUAGUGUCAAGGUAAAGAUUUUGAAAUAAAGAUAAGAACCGGUACACGUCUUCGUGGAACUAAAAUAUUUUGUGCGUUAGUAAAACUGACAAAAGUUGAUACAAUCAUUUGAUCAGACAUAAACAUGAUUUUUUUUAAUGAAUGAUAAAAUUUUGAAAAACUUAUGAAUACAUUUUAAGCUUAGCAUUGUAAGUCAUACAGUUUGAAAAUCACAUUUAGAUGUUUUAAAACUAUUUUCUAAUACUUAUAAUGAAAAAAAAAACCAUUAAAUAUAUAAUUUGAUAUAAGUACUUUUGUUUUUUUUUUGCUCUAGGAUACCAGCAGCAUUGUUGAGGUUUUCGUCGAGAUUGCUAGGGAUACGGUGGAAGGUGCGGGGUCUAGAAAAUGUAGAUGACUCACGAGGCGCCGUGGUGUUGCUUAACCACCAGAGUAGCAUCGACCUCUUCGCUCUAGCAGUGCUAUGGCCUCUUAUGGCGCGUUGCACGGUGGUGUCCAAGCGAGAGCUUCAAUACCUAGUGCCAUUUGGCACUGCUUCCUGGCUAUGGGGUACAGUUUUCAUUGACCGGGGUGCUCGAUCUGCGCACUCCGUCCUGAACCAACAGAGCAACGCUGUUCGGGAACACAAGCGAAAACUGCUGUUGUUUCCUGAAGGGACUCGACAUUUGGGGGACAAACUUCUGCCAUUCCGAAAAGGUGCUUUCCACGUUGCGAUGGACGCUCGAGCUCCUAUCCAGCCUAUCGUUGUUUCGAAAUAUCAUUUCUUGGAUGCAAAGCAACCUCGUUUUGGAUCCGGUGACGUAAUAGUAACAAUAUUGCCAAUUAUCGAGACUGAGAAUCUGCAAAAGGAAGAUAUUCCAAAUUUGAUGGAAAAAACACAAAUACUGAUGCAAGAAGAAUUCACAAGAACCUCUGCUGAGACAAAACCAAGACUUUCUCUUUAAGAUGAUAAGGAUAUUAUGUAAUAUCAUAUUUUUAUAUGCAUAAAAAGGGUCUGUGAUAAAAUUUCAAAUGUGCGUGGUGCCAAUAAUGAUAAUGUUAUUAACUAUUCGUAUUUUAUGUGAACGUAUACUUAAUAAAAUGGAAUAU
Molecule: messenger RNA, 4984 nt
Organism: Parnassius mnemosyne (clouded apollo)
Lineage: Eukaryota; Metazoa; Arthropoda; Insecta; Lepidoptera; Papilionidae
Source: the annotation of a GenBank genome assembly